Messenger RNA from Amphibalanus amphitrite, 2520 nucleotides. Its product is annotated as cilia- and flagella-associated protein 53-like. Lineage: Eukaryota; Metazoa; Arthropoda; Thecostraca; Balanomorpha; Balanidae. The transcript has a single exon. Bases 350 to 1870 code for a protein of 506 amino acids. The record is from RefSeq and is a predicted model, not a curated record.
AUGAGACUCUGAGCGCUCACGACAGCAACGAUCGGCAACGAUAGUCCAGAGACGGGCCCGCGACAGCUGCGACCGUGUGUGCCGCUCUACGCCGCUACGACCAUCUCGAUCGAUCGACAUUUAUCUACGAAUCAUCAGUGGUGGAUUACCGGAGGAUUGAACAAGAAGAUACGAUGCUUACGAUCUGAAACGACUUGUCUGAGCUGAACGACUCACGAAUUCGAACAUCGGCGCUUAUUUUGAACGAAAGAGGCUCGACCAAGCAGUGGUGGUUCUUAUCUACGUGCUGAACUUGUGCCAACGAUCUCCGUUUGUGGCCUGGCGCUGACCGAUCACAACUUCGGAGGCCAUGAGUCCGGUGGGCCGCUCGGCUCGCCACGAGCUGCAUGGCGAACAGUUGUACGCCGCCCGCCGCGAGAAGGAAUUCAAACAGCAGCAGUUCGACCGGCAAGUGUCCGUCCUGCACCGACAGGCCGCGCGCCGCGCCUGGGAGGACCGCUCUGACCUGAAGCGAGUUGAUGCCUCAGGCCGCGCUCGCACGCUGCAGCAGUCCGGCUGUCGUGAUGACAUGCUGUACGCGCGCCGCUGUAAACUCCGUGAGAAGUUGGAGCGCGAGGAGGCGGCGCUGGAAGCGGAGCUGACGCAGCCGGUGCAGACGGCGGACCAGAGGCGAGAGGAGAUGCGCCGACAGCUGGCUGAGCUCCGCGGAGCGCGCGAGCGAGAGCGACGUGAGUUCGCCGAGAAGAUGUACGACUACCAGUGGCGACUGGGCUGCGACGAACUGCGUGCGGCCGUUAGUUAUCAGCACGCACAGGAGGUGCGCCGAGAUCGGGACGCGCAGCUGGCCGAACAGCGCGCGCUGCGUGCCGAAGAGGCCAGUCAGGAGGCACUGCAUCAACAGAUACUGGAGGAGGACGUUCGUGCUUUCCAUCGUGAAGCAGCCGCGCAUGUCAAUGACGCUAAACAAGCAGAGCGCAUGCGUAUGGAGGUUCUCAACAAGCAGCAGCAGGCACGCCAGAGCGCCGCGGUACGCGAGCGAGAAGAGAACGCGCGUGAGGCAGCCGAAUUGUCCGAGCGGCUGGCCAAAAUGCGUGUCGAGGAGGAAGAAGAUGCCCGGCGGCGCCGCGAGCAGGACCGCCGCUGCCGUGCCGAGAUGCUCGCCGAUAUGGCCGAGCGACGCCGCGUCGCCGAGGAGGAACGACGCCGCGAUUUGGAAGCCGAGCGAGAGAUCUGCGCGCGUGAUAAUGAAGACUGCGCUCGUGAGACGGCUGCCGAGGCGGAGCGGCGCGUGGCGCACGCUCGCGGUAUGGACGCCUAUCUAACCUACCUGCGCCAAGCGCGGCUGGAUGAACAGCGAGCUGAACAGGAGGUGGAACAGCUGGUGCAGCAGGAGGCUGAGGCCGUCUACCAACGACAGCGCGAGGAGUGGCUGGCGGAACGCCGGCGCCGUCAGUGCCUCCUCCAGGAGACCAUCGACAUCCGGCGCGGACAGGUAGAGGCCCGGCUGCGGCGCGCGCGUGAGGAACGCGCCCAGGAUCGCGCUUAUCAUGAACAACUAGCGCGUGAGCUGGAGCGACUGCAGCAGCUCGAAGAGGAGCGUCUCGAGCGGCUCCGUGAGGCGGAGCGUGAGCACGCGGCUGACCUGCGGGCGCAGAGCGAGUACCGGCGCCGUCAGGAGCAGGAGAGAGUGGAGGAGGAGCGGCGACUGGCGGCGGCCUGCGCGCAGCAGGAGCAGGAGUAUCAGGAGAGGCUGGAGCGCUGCCUGCGCGAGAAGCUCUGCGACCGGCCGCACCCGUGGCGGGCCGAGCACAAGCAUUAUGAUGUGCUGCCGGCGCCGGGGACCCCUGAGGCGGCAGCCACUGCACAGUGACGGGAGAGUGUGGUGGAACCGAGGGAGGAUGAGGUGGGCGGGGAGCGCAGGCGGUGCGAUGGGUCUGAAAUGCGAUGAGAUGAGAGUUGCAAGUUCAGAAAUAAUGAUCGCAGAUAUAUUUCUGUCCUUGCUUCUUAGACCCGUUUUUCGCGUGUCAUGUACCAUUCCUGAACAGUCAGUUGGGAAACAUUGAACCCAUCAUGGUCCUUAUUUUGUUAUAGUUUUCGAACUUUGUCAGCUCGAGUUGGUAUUAUAGUCUAUCGUUUAAAACUCAUCAAUUAAUUGGCUGAGAAACUGUCGUCCAUUCCCCUUUGUUUUGUAAUAAAUUGUCCAGUGUCCCUGGAAUACCGUGUUCAAUCAGUUUGCCUGAUCUGUUGAAUGAUGUCAAGUUUCAACAGUGGCCUAUUAUAACGUCUAACAAACUCGGUGAUGUCGCUCAAUUGCUGAAGCCAGUCCUCGUGCUUCGAUUAUAACUUUUCCAUUCACAAGUUGACAUUGCUUUUUUCGCUUCAUGUAAUGUAAAAAAGUGUUUUUAAUGCAAUGCUUGACGUAUGCGUGCCUACUGCCUACCCGUCUGAAGUCGAGCGAGCGUCGUUUUCUGCUUUUUAUCUGAACGUGUCGAACUCCAGUAAUAAACGCUCAUCGAUCGA